Messenger RNA from Achroia grisella, 1762 nucleotides. It is a transcript of the gene NGR-B2, whose product is annotated as PDF receptor-like. Gene Ontology annotation, molecular function: G protein-coupled peptide receptor activity. Gene Ontology annotation, cellular component: plasma membrane. The record is from RefSeq and is a predicted model, not a curated record. The transcript has 12 exons. The coding region runs from base 202 to 1629 and encodes 475 amino acids. Gene Ontology annotation, biological process: cell surface receptor signaling pathway; adenylate cyclase-modulating G protein-coupled receptor signaling pathway. NCBI's taxonomy places the organism in Eukaryota, Metazoa, Arthropoda, Insecta, Lepidoptera, Pyralidae.
UGCCCAGUAUAGUUGUGCACCUUUGCCGAGUCUAGCUGUGCACUUUUGCCGAGUCUAAUUGUGCAAGUUCGUUUCCCAGUGUUUUCAAGUUAUCGCGCCGUGUCGCGGUAAUUUGUUCGUGAACUUCUAAAGCAGCUUCAUGCCGGUACCGUACAAAGGCCAGCGAGUUCGUCUCGUUACCGGUUUUAUAAAACCUGCGAUAUGUCGGCGAUCAGGGACAGCGGGAGCCUACAGCGACUCUUCUUGUGCUUGGACAAAUACCGAAUUCAUGAAUUCGGAACCGACGAAAUCUAUUGCAAUGCCACUUACGACGGUUUUUUAUGCUGGCCGCCAACGACAGCAGGGAUGACUACCAGCCAGAACUGUCCACGAGCUCGAUUUAGCGAUCCUACCCGUAUGGCAAAACGUACUUGUGGCAUGGAUGGGAUAUGGAAGAGCCGGCGAGCUAACGAAACCUCUAAAGCAGGUUGGACCAAUUUUAUGGCCUGUUUUCCUACUGAGAUGCGAAAUUUGCUGACGAAGGUUUAUGACAACGAUACUCAAGAAAAGUUCGACAUUGCUAUCCAUACAAGGACGUUAGAAAUUAUUGGAUUUAGUAUUUCUCUUGUGGCUUUGGUAAUUUCGUUAUUCAUCUUCUCAAACUACAGAUCCCUGCGUAAUAGCCGUACACGUAUCCAUAAGAGCCUGUUCUAUGCUAUGGUCUUACAAGUCGUAAUUAGACUUACGAUAUACAUAGACCAGGCUCUUAUCCGAUAUAAAAUACAAGAUAAUCCCGCUUAUGAAAACGUAACCGUACACGGAAUAGAUAACAUGCCGUAUCUUUGCGAGUCGUCGUAUAUCUUACUAGAAUACGCCAUAACAGUAAUGUUUAUGUGGAUGUUUAUCGAAGGAAUAUACCUCCAUAGUAUGGUGGCCGGUAACUCGCUUAGAGAAAGAAUCUCGCAUGUGGUAUACUACGCUACCGGCUGGGGACUACCUAUAAUUAUAACUGCGGCUUGGGCAACUGUCACCUCAAUACAUUACAAGAGUCAAAGUGCAGAACAUUGCUGGUAUGGAUAUAACUUCUCGCCCUACUAUUGGAUUGUCGAAAGCCCAAGGCUUGCCGUCAUAGUGAUUAAUUUCUUAUUCCUCUUAAAUAUAAUAAGAGUCCUGGUCGUAAAGCUGAGCAAAAACGACACAACAGAAAUUGUAAUAGUUAGAAAAGCAGUUCGCGCUGCACUGGUCCUAUUACCUCUUCUCGGGAUUACGAACGUCCUGAAUAUGAUCGAAGCUCCUAUAGACAGUGAAGUUUGGAAGUUUGCAGUAUGGAUCUACACCACACACUUCUUGAGAUCUUUCCAGGGUUUCUUCAUUUCUCUUAUCUACUGCUUCCUAAAUGGAGAGGUUCGUAUGGUAAUCGUAAAGCAAUAUAACAAUCGCAAGACGAUAGCUGAGAAUGAAAGACGCCGGCGCAAUCGUUUCCUACAAGACAUGUCCCCGCAACAACAACAAAGGGGCAGAAGAAGGCAACGAGAACAGUUACCGUCAACUUUUAUACCAAUGACCACUCUAAGGCGUCACCGUCCCCAUUCAGCUUCGGGUGCCGACAGGUGUCACAUUGAUACAGAACUGGGAUCCAGCUAUCUGUAAGUCAGCUACAGCCUACACUAUAUCAUUUAAAUCAAAGCCCUCUGUGGCCUUAGGGUGAGAUUCCUAGCACGAUGCUGACAUUUAUUGUCAACAGUAUGAUUGUUUGUAUCGAUCUGGAUGUUUUCUAUGUAUU